Molecule: messenger RNA, 925 nt
Organism: Helianthus annuus (common sunflower)
Lineage: Eukaryota; Viridiplantae; Streptophyta; Magnoliopsida; Asterales; Asteraceae
Exons: 2
Coding region: 33-662 (209 amino acids)
Molecular function (GO): metal ion binding
Source: RefSeq, a predicted model, not a curated record
ACUAUUCUCUUAACCGAAAAAAUAUAUUUCAAAUGACAAUGAAUCUUCAGAUCCUUGGAUUUCAUAACUGCAAUGGUUGCGCACGAAAGGUUGAAACCGCACUAAGUAGAAUUGGCGUCCGGUUGGUGGAACUCGAUCGUGAAAGUGGGAAUGUCACGGUCGCGAGUGCUGAAAAUCCUGAAGUGAUCAGGCGUGCUCUAGAGCGAAAACUGAACAAAUCAGUUGUCGUUUUGUCAAGGGACCUCGUCCCUAUAAACCAAAACCCUAAUCCGGUUGUAGCAUAUCAAGUGCCCGCAAAUCGAGCUUUAGAUCUUCAACAAUUAGGUCACGUUAUGGUUACACUGGCUGAGGUGUUGGAUGGUGUGGAGAUCACGCGAUCGAAUACAACUACGAUCAACUUCAUCCACCGACAAACCCCGCCAGUUGUUAGGCGGAAUGGCGAUGGUUAUAAUGGUGUUCGAAUUAGAGAAAUUAGAGAUGGUGAUGUUGAUCAGUACGCAUCUCCACGACCACCACCACGAACACCCCCGUGGACACCCAUAGAACCGUCGGCCCCACUGAUGCCCGCGACAGAACAAGUGGUUUAUGGGUAUCCACCGGGUUAUUAUGGAGUCUCUACAUGUCACCAUGACCACUCAAAUGGGUGUUGCAACAUCAUGUGAGCAGGGGCGGACCUAGAGUGAUAGAAGGGGUAACCUCCGUUGCCCCUUGACGCUCCGACGACCCGCCACUGCACGUGAGGAUGUAUAUAUGCGUCUUUUGAAGCCUUCAAAUGUAACUUUUUUUUGUUUAUGUUUGUAUCUUUUUUUGGUAAUUUUGAUCAUGUAUACUUGGAGUUUCUGGUGGUUUUGUUUGUGUUUUCAAGUGUUGUAAAAAAAAUAAUAAAUCUGGAAAUAGACGAGUGAUGAAAUUUUCGUUCCUUAAA